AUGAUAGAUUGUUGUUUUAAUUUGAAUAGAGACCCCAUUAGAGUACCAGAUUUAUACAAUUGUUGUUUUAAAUCUUUUUUUUGGUUAGGUUGGUUAAUGAAUGAAAGUGAUCUGUUAGACUUCUUGCUGGACAAGAUUGUGCUGGAUGAUGAAGUGCACGGUAUUGAAAACAUAGAUGAUCGUAUAACGAAUGGAACUAGUGUUUCAAGAAAUGGGGAAGCUGUUUCUUCUAGUAGAAAAGAAAAGCAGGAAGAAAAGAUAACGAUAGAGAUGAAUUCUCGUCGUAGAGCCCAGCUACGUAAUUAUAAAAUGAUGGAUCCUGAUGUAAUGCAAAAUGUAGAAAAUCUAAUUCUAAACACAUGUAGAAAUAGAGGGAAGAAGACUUCCAAGGGUAAGAAUGCCAGAAUCAAAUCGGAAUCGCAAUUGAAGAAGGAGGAAAAGAAAGUUGAUGUAAAAAAAAAUACAACGGUCUUUAAAUUUAAGUUUGAUGAAGAUGAAAUUGAUAAUUCUAUAAUAAAGGAAACAGAGAAAGAAAAACAGCAAGAUAAAAAAUCUAAAAGAGCUCGUAGACUUCUUAAAAAAAUAGAAGAAGAUUCUAUAUCGAGCAAAAGAGAAACUAAUUCCAAAAAUUCAAAUAUUGAGUCAAAAACAACAAAAGAGCUUAGAAAGAAAAUAGAUUCAGAUAGUACAAAAAAUACAAGACCUGAAAGUAAGAAGAAGGAAAGAUCAGAAACUAAAGCCCAAAAAUCAUCAGAAACUAAAAUAAAGGUAAAAACAGAGCCAAACAAUGAAGUAGAUCUUACCUCUAAUGAGAGCAAGCCAGACACUACAAUAGAAAAGAAAACAAGAGCAACAAGAAAAAGUAGAAAGGCCAAGAAAAUAAUACAAGGAAAAGAUCAACAAUCGAAAAUAACAAAAGGUGAUUCUGAGGAUGAAAUGAACAGAAAGAUAGCAGAGGCAUUUGAUGCUUACGCUGCAAGCAACGGUUCUGAUUAA
Molecule: messenger RNA, 996 nt
Organism: Tetrapisispora phaffii CBS 4417
Lineage: Eukaryota; Fungi; Ascomycota; Saccharomycetes; Saccharomycetales; Saccharomycetaceae
Exons: 1
Coding region: 1-996 (331 amino acids)
Source: RefSeq, a predicted model, not a curated record